AUGGCAAUGCGGGUGUACUCUCAUGCUGAGAAUGGUGGCAGCAGUGGGUAUCAUUUCAAGAUGAGUUGGUUAACGAGUGGAUCAGUAGCAAUACUAUGGAAUGAAAAUAAGACCUACCAGAUCCAACUGCUAUUUAUACGAAAUUCCAAGAAUGCCAAGUCUAAUUGUCAAGAUGUUGAUUGGAUCAAAUAUGUCGUCAGUCCUGUGAGUGAGCCAGAUGUUCGACUUGGCAAAGAUUUGAGCCAAUUGGCGAAAUACUUUCAUUUACAGCCACAAUACAAUGGAUUUAUUGUACAGCCAUAUUCACAUGAGAUGGAACACUACUUUGCAGUCACUGCAUCUAUUUUACUCGAGGAUAAACAAUGCUAG
This is a messenger RNA of Batrachochytrium dendrobatidis JAM81, 369 nucleotides long. RefSeq lists its product as uncharacterized. The record is from RefSeq and is a predicted model, not a curated record. NCBI's taxonomy places the organism in Eukaryota, Fungi, Chytridiomycota, Chytridiomycetes, Rhizophydiales. Bases 1 to 369 code for a protein of 122 amino acids. The transcript has 2 exons.